Molecule: messenger RNA, 210 nt
Organism: Sparassis crispa
Lineage: Eukaryota; Fungi; Basidiomycota; Agaricomycetes; Polyporales; Sparassidaceae
Exons: 2
Coding region: 1-210 (69 amino acids)
Source: RefSeq, a predicted model, not a curated record
AUGUUAAUCCUGGUGGUCAUUAUCCGCCAAGAUGUCCUUCACCACAAUAUCAUUUCCUACUUCGCUCCCGUCCUCGUCCAGCCGGCGGGCUCUGUACACACGAGUACCCCGACCAUGCAAUCUAAGUGCCCCAGAGUCAGACAGUAUGUCGGAUGUCCGAAAGACCACAACCUCGCCAUUCUUGGCACGCCCAAAGUGCAUCCCGACUAG